Molecule: messenger RNA, 881 nt
Organism: Andrographis paniculata
Lineage: Eukaryota; Viridiplantae; Streptophyta; Magnoliopsida; Lamiales; Acanthaceae
Product: caltractin-like
Exons: 7
Coding region: 213-701 (162 amino acids)
Biological process (GO): centriole replication; mitotic cell cycle
Cellular component (GO): centrosome; centriole
Molecular function (GO): calcium ion binding
Source: RefSeq, a predicted model, not a curated record
AUUAUUAUUAUUUUAAUAUUUUGUGUUUUCCAUCCCAAAUUGCGCGUUCCUAGUCGUCAUCGCCUUGUUUGUCUGCGAAAUUUCCAAAUUCUGAAUUUCAUUUCCGACCUUCUUCUUCUUCUUCUUCUCCGCCGUCGCUUCGUCCAAGACAGCUACAGAGAAGCCGUUGCCGUCAUCUUAUCUUUUUCUUCUUCUACAGUUUCGUUUUAGGCAUGACCAGGAUUGAUAUACCUAGACGGCGUCAUCAAGGUUUGACUGCCCACAAAAGACAGGAAAUAAAGGAAGCAUUUGAACUGUUUGAUACUGAUGGAUCUGGUACCAUUGAUGCCAAAGAGCUGAAUGUUGCAAUGAGGGCUCUUGGUUUUGAAAUGUCUGAAGAGGAAAUUAAUCGAAUGAUAGCUGAAGUAGACAAAGAUGGCAGUGGUUCAAUCGAUUUUGAGGAAUUUUGUCACAUGAUGACUGCCAAAUUCGGAGAGAGGGACACCAAGCAAGAGCUCUCGAAAGCUUUUAACAUUAUCGACCAAGAUAAAAAUGGAAAGAUUUCUUUUGCUGAUAUCCAACGCAUAGCGAAGGAAUUGGGCGAAAACUUCACUGAAAAAGAGAUACAGGACAUGAUUGCCGAAGCAGAUCGCGACAGUGAUGGCGAGGUAAAUACCGAGGAAUUCAUGCGAAUAAUGAGGCGAACCUCAUAUGGAUACUAAAGCAACUCUACGACUGUGGCCGAACUCAGAGUAAUUAUCUUCUACUGUUUUUUGCUCGUCGAAUUAUGCAUUAUUUUUACUCUGUGAUUUCGGUUGUGUUCCCGUAAAUAAUAUUUUGUUUUUGCAUGUAAAAUUAAUUUUAUAUUUUAGAAACAUUUAUAGAAAAUAGGUGUUUUGCUA